Adineta steineri is the source of this 636-nucleotide messenger RNA. The record is from the annotation of a GenBank genome assembly. NCBI's taxonomy places the organism in Eukaryota, Metazoa, Rotifera, Eurotatoria, Adinetida, Adinetidae.
AUGAAACGAUCAAAAGCUAAAGCUGCAGCAGAAGAUGCGAAAAAUAAAGCAUCGCAACCACGUCUCGAUUGGGUACCACCAAAUCCAGCACUUGGAGCUCAAUUAUUAGCACAAUUAGAAAAUAAUCCAUUAGAUGAACGAAGUGUAGCUGGUGUUCGUCUUUCACGUGAUGUUUAUAAACAUUACACUGCACAAGAAAUUCGUGAUCUUAAAGAAGUAUUCGAUUUUUUCGAUCAUAAACAUCGAGGAAGUCUUAAACCCAAAGAAAUUGUCUAUGUAAUGAGAACAUUAGGUGUUAAUAUGAGUAUUGAACAAUGUGUUGCGUAUGUUGAAAAAGAAAAUCAAGAAACAGCAACACUUAAUUUUGGAGAAUUUCUUCAUUUACUUGCUAAUUAUCAAGAUGGAGAACAAGAUGAUUAUGACGAAUUAAAUUUAGCUUUUCAAUUAUUUGAUAUUGAUGGUCGAAAAUAUAUUGAUUUCAAUACUCUGAGAAAAAUUAAUCAACAAACAAGUUUAAAUUUAAGUGAACAUGAAUUACAAUUAAUGUUUCAAGCAGCUGAUCGUAAUGGUGAUAAUCGUAUUGAUCGUCAUGAAUUUGUUCGAAUGAUGAGACAAACAAAUUUAUUUUCACGAUAA